UAGAGAUCAUAAAAUACCCAAACUCAUAAAUGAAUGUUGAAUUUGAUGUUGAUGAGCAAGACAACAUUCUCUUGGCCGAUAUCAUUGAUUGCGAAACUUGGCCCGCUGGUGAUUCGCGUUUGAUGGUUGACAAAGAAGACUGCCGCUCUACAUGCUGCUCAAAUUUUGGGUCUUUCGAACUAUAUGAUUUGGUCGAAAUUGUGUGUGAAACAAUUGAACAAUUUUGUCAACUUAAAGAAGGCUGAUAUGGAGUUACGUGGUGUACGUAAAGCUUCAGUGUUAAGUUUAUAAUUUUGUAUGAAUAAGUUGGCAUUUUAUUUUGGAAAAUUUUUAAUAAUAAGAAAACUUUUUUAAA
Molecule: messenger RNA, 355 nt
Organism: Lucilia sericata (common green bottle fly)
Lineage: Eukaryota; Metazoa; Arthropoda; Insecta; Diptera; Calliphoridae
Product: multifunctional protein ADE2-like
Exons: 2
Coding region: 30-245 (71 amino acids)
Source: RefSeq, a predicted model, not a curated record